Molecule: messenger RNA, 4230 nt
Organism: Apiotrichum porosum
Lineage: Eukaryota; Fungi; Basidiomycota; Tremellomycetes; Trichosporonales; Trichosporonaceae
Exons: 9
Coding region: 1-4230 (1409 amino acids)
Biological process (GO): tRNA methylation
Cellular component (GO): cytosol
Source: RefSeq, a predicted model, not a curated record
AUGGACAAGAGGUCGGCCUCCCCCAUUGAGGUCGCUCGCAAGGUCCUCCAUCGCAGAUCGGUAGACGAGCUCACAGCAGGAUCUGUUCUUGCCGAUGCCAUUGAGCUUGUCCUCGACUCGCAAGGCAACCACGAUGACCUGGAACGACUCGCCUAUCUUAUUGUGCUCUUCAGGCAGAUCACUGCCGCAGUGUUGCAAAAGGAAAUUCCGGCCGACAGCGUCAUUGACCUCACCAACCGUGUCGUCGGCUCCGCCCUCCUCCCUCGCGGUCCGUUUGCCAUCCUCAUUCUCUCGUCGCUUGCAAACCCCAUCAAGCCGCACCCUCUCCGCGCGACCGAGGCUCUGACGGCUGCCACUCGCAUGGCUGCUGCUCUCCCACCAGCGGCAUCCUCGUCGUCCUCGUCACACCUCCUCUUGCCAAUGUUCCUCGAGGUCCGCCGGGAUGGACUUGCCGCUCGUCCCAACCUCGUGGCAAUCAACGUCAUGCUGGAGUCUAUCCCUGCCGACCUAAUCCCCGCGGACCUCUUGGACAAUCUGCUGGCCGACCUCCACGUGUCGGAGAAUGCUAACAUUCGCUCGGCGGCGGUGGCAACUCUCCUCGGCCGUCGUCGCGCUGCGGCGUCGGGCUCGGAACAGGCCAAGGACAAGGUCAUGGUCUCGCCUCUUAUGCCACUCUUCAAGGAGGACGACGACAACACCAUCACCCAGGUAGUCAGGCGGUACCUCCUGGAACCUCUGUUCAAGACUCGCCGCGCCAGCUUCCCCACGUUCUUGGAAAUGCUGUCCGCCGGCGGCGAUGAGUGCUUUGCCGCUUGGGUAACCGUCGCCUCGUUUGGUGUCUCGACAGGCCUGAUGGGUAUCGAUGGACUCGACCUUGAACGCCUCAACGAGGCCAUUGUCCACGAAGACCCCAGGAUUCGCAUCUUGGCGUUCGAGCUUGUUGCUAUUAACAAGAAUGUGCUGGAGCCCGCUAUCAUGGAGCUCGUCAAGCAGUCCCUUGGUUGGAACCAGGAGGUCACUCAGGCUGGAGCACGUACUGAUUUGGCGUCUGCCAUGUACGCCUUCUUCACGCACCUCAAGGCGCUCGAGCUGGCUACUGUCCGCGACGCGAAGCGUGCCAAGACUCCCGAGGCGACCGCGACGUUCCAGAAGCACAUUGCUUCAGCAAACGCAUUCCACAAGUGGUUUGUCAAUGAGUACCUCGAGCCCAUGGUUGCCGACUGCCGAACAAUGCCCCCAGUCCGCGCCCUCUUUGGCCUUCGUCUCCUUCAGCUCUACCUCGAUGUCUUUGGUGACAGGCCCGACGUCGUUUCCGCAGUGUACACCCCAGAGCUUAUUACAUUGCUCAUCGCGUGCCAGGCCUCAGAGUUUGCCGACACCCGCUCACAGGCAAGGCGAAUUAUCGCCCAAGGACCCCACCCGCUGCCGGGAUACGAGACCCUCGAUGUACCCCUCGCCAAGACGCUCCUGGCCUCGGCUCGCUCGUCCAUCAACCACCCUCGUAACACUCAGGCUGAGGCUGGCCGCGCUGCCAUUUCCAUCGUCUUCACAAAGCUCGUCCAGCCCCUUGGCGACAAACCUUCUGUCGUCUUCGUGUCUGACCUCAUCGAGCUCCUCGAGAGCCACAUUGCCAAGUCGGAAGAUAACCUGUCGACCGGCAUCGUCGAGUUCCCCCUCCACGGUUCCCUGGGCGUCCUUGCCGACAUGAUUCGCAGCCUAGACUUGAAGGCUGCCGACGCUCAGGCCGUCUGGCGGCCCGUUCUGCACAAGCUGUUCGCGAUCGUCGACCGCGUCUGGGCUGUGACUCGCAAGGUCGUGUCUCUCGGCCCUACUGAUGGAGAGAAUGGCACAGCUGGUCACGAGAUUGCCCGUGCUGUCGAGGUUCUGGGAGACGGGGACGAGGAGGGAGGUGACGAGGGUCUGGACCAUACCAACUUGUUGUCUGCCUGCUGGCGUGCAACUCGAGAGGCAGCCGAAGUGCUGUCUGCACUUGUUACUGUUCCCCUGGCCGCCAAGCAGCAGGACAUUUGGAGUCGCGACGACAUUCACCACGCCGGCCUCACAUUCCUUACCUGGAUGCACGAGGUCCGCCACCGCGGCACGUUCUCCAAGAUCGCACCUGCAUUGGGACUGGUCGUCGAUUCCGUCAAGAGACACCCGGAGUUCCGGAGCCUCGUCGACGAGUGGCUCGAGAACGAGUUGGGUACCAUCGCCAAAGGACACCUGUCGACGCUGCGCCGUUCCGCCGCGUUGCCAUACUCGCUGCUGGCGAUUGUCUCUAGCGACAAGUCGCUCCUGGAUCGCGCGGUUGACCAGCUUGUCGAGAUGGCUCGUCUCGGAUCUGGAUCCCCCGACACCACCAAAGUGCACGCAAUGAACUGUCUCAAGAUCGUCCUCCUUGACGCCAAGCAGGCCAAGUUCUUCAACCACUACUUUGAGCGCACGCUCAUGGUGGCCCUGGCCGCAUUUGGCUCUUCCAACUGGAACGUUCGUAACGUCGGCCUCAUCCUCUUCUCCACUAUGGCCCACCGCUCGCUCGCAACGGGACAUAGCCACGAAGUCUUUGGAUCGCGCGCUGCCCUGGCUGGCCGCCAGACCCUCGCGUCGUGGCACUCUCGCUACCCAUCUAUCAUCCCACACAUUGGCGACUAUCUCCGUCGCGCGCGCAAGGACGGCCCAGCAAGCCUUACCGAACACUCGCCUCUGUUCCCCAUUCUCAUCAUCGUCCGAUCGCUGCGUUGGUCGGCCGACGGCAGCCAAACUGCCGAGUACCUCGCCCACUUUGUCGAGCCGUACCUGGGCAGCGUCGAGUGGCAGGUCCGUGAAGUCGCCGCCCAGGCCCUUUCGUCGCUUCUCUCCCCCAGCGGUGCCCUCGAGAAGGCCAAGGUGACUGUCACGCGCGUAUCGCACGAGACCGACGACUACAACACUCUCCAUGGCCGCCUCCUCUUCCUCCGUAGGCUGUACGCCGACGUGGUUCCAUGGGCCGAAAUCGAUGAGACGGACAAGAAACUCUUGGAGCUGCGAAUGCGCGACGCCCUCCAUGUGUAUGCCAACUGCAAGGUCGCUGUUAUCCCCAAGGAGAUUCUUGACUGUGUCAACACGUACGCCACCGUCACCACUCCCGUGUCCACCAUCCUUGUGCCCGAGGCCAAGCGCACGGCAGCUGCGUUCCUCCACUCGCCACCGGGAUAUGUUCCUGGUAUUGACCUCCUGCAUGAGGCGGCAGCACAGACGGCCCUGAUAGCCCCGUCUCCCAAGGACGUCAUUGCCCUCCUCACCACAUCGGUGCCCGAGGACGCCCAGCUCGCAGCCCUUGAGCGCCUUGAUAGCACGGAGCUGCAGACAACGGAAACGCUGUGGGCGCUCAUCCGCCUCUGUACCGCAGGCGCUGGCGAUGCCGUUCUCACGAAGGCAUACGAGGUGCUCUCGUCGUGGCCCUCGUCCCCACUGGCCGACGGUUCGAUUGCCAACCUCGCCGAUCACCUGUGGCACGCUAUCGAGCGCUCGCGUUGCGUACCUUUGCGUGAGGCGGCACUCGAGGCUCUUGGCCGGGCUGUCGUUUCGGCUACGGUUCCCGGUGAACGUAUUUCGGCUUUGGCUGAGCGCCUGAGCAAGGCUUCGGAUGAGAACAGAUCGGAACCAUGCCGUGCCGCCGCCCUCGGAUGCCUCGAGCACCUCUCCCCGCUUCUAUUCGGCGCUCGCGCAGCUACUGUUAAUGCGGUGACCCUGGCAAGCCUGCACCAGACCCUCCUCCGCCUGCUGGAAGAUGACGACGCGGAUAUUCGUAUCCGCGCCAGUGGCAUCGUCAGCGCUGGACUGGGUAACGCCCGCCCUGUCGUCCUUGGCAAGGCCGUCGCACUGUGGUGGGACUGGCUGGUGCAGCUCGUCCAGUCUAGUCUCCAGCAUAGGCUGGCGUGGGAGGGAUGGCUGUGGGAGACGGCCAUGCAGAGGAUUGCCACCCUCACCGCCCCCGCUGCUACCAGCGACAUCCUCUUCGUUGAGGAACCGCCCAACAUGUUCCGCAACGCACUCGCCGAUGCGACAGAGGCCGGGGCAGUCCUCGUCCGCCUCGGCGACGGCCAGGGACAGACCCAGGCUGUUGACUUGAUCAACCGCCUCAAGUUGGCGCUUGCGACGCCGGCUGGCAGUCCCAUUGACGAGACUUGGGAGGCUAGGAGAAAACUCGACAAGCGCGAUACUGUUCUGCGUGGAACUCUGAGUGCUUAG